UAUGCUACCUAUGCGUCUCGCAGAUCUGGGACUUUUGAAUGUGUUAUCCUGGUGUUAUUUGCAUUAGUUGUUCAAGGUUUGAGUGGUAACUUCAUUCCUGACCGCUGCGUAAAGUGAAACCGCGACGGGCGACGUCCUCUAGGUGAAACUUGCGCAAUAAUGGCCUUCUCUAUAGUUCAUAGCCUCCUAACUAAAGAAGGCGAUGGUGCAAUGGACGGCAUUCUGGCAGCGACUAGUGCAGUGAAUGAUGUGAAACCGAGUGUUGAAGGCUUGGUUGACGAAAAUCAUUAUGCGAAUGAAGUUGCGGUAGACGUGAUUCCUACUGUUGAUCACGGACAUUAUGCGAACGAUGUUACGACGGACGUGAAGCCGAACAUUGACCAUGGGCAUUAUGCGAAUGAAUAUGCGUCGGACGUGAAGCCGAGUGUUGAUCACGAACAUUAUGCGAAGGAAGUUACGGUGGACUUAAAGCCGUUAGUUAAUCACGGACAUUAUUCGAAUGAAGUUAUCGCAUUGGUGUACAACAAGCCGAGUGUUGAUCAUGGGCUCUAUGGGAAUGAAGUUACGGAGGACGUGGAUCCGUGUGUUGAUCACGGACACUAUGCCAAUGAAGUUACAGUGGACUUGAAGCCGAUUGUUGAUCACAGGCAUAAUGCGAAUGAAGGUAUGGCUUUGGUGGACGAAAAGGCGAGUGUUGAUGAUGGACAUGAAUUGAAUACAGUUACUCUCUGUGAAGGUUCCGUUUCUGUGAAAUCCCGUGACCAGUACCAUUUGCUUGUGUGUGUAGAAGAUGGACUGCAUUCCUGCCGGCAGUGUGCCUAUACGACCACGGAUAAAGGACACAUGAAUGUGCACCUUCGCCAACACACAGGGGAGCGUCCCUUCCAGUGUCACCUUUGCCCGGCUACUUUUGUUGUGAAAGUCCGCCUCACAGAGCACAUUCGCACCCAUACCGGGGAGCGUCCUUUCUCCUGCACCCAGUGCAAUGCGUCCUUUUCAGUGAAAUGGAGCCUGACGAAACACUUGCCCACCCACACAGGAGAGCGUCCCUUUUGCUGUGUUAAAUCCUUUUCAAAGAAAUGUAACCUGAAGCAGCACAUGUGCACCCAUGCAGGAGAGCGUCCUUUCUCCUGUCUCUUCUGCAAUGCAUCAUUUUUUUGAAAGCCUGACCUCAGGGGACACGUAGUACGCACCCACACUGGAGAGCGUUUUCCUGUGACCAA
This is a messenger RNA of Rhipicephalus microplus (southern cattle tick), 1223 nucleotides long. RefSeq lists its product as uncharacterized. Gene Ontology annotation, biological process: regulation of transcription by RNA polymerase II. The record is from RefSeq and is a predicted model, not a curated record. NCBI's taxonomy places the organism in Eukaryota, Metazoa, Arthropoda, Arachnida, Ixodida, Ixodidae. Gene Ontology annotation, molecular function: DNA-binding transcription factor activity; RNA polymerase II cis-regulatory region sequence-specific DNA binding.